CAGGUCCUCUCAAAGCUCCACGCGAGACAGGCGUUCAGGCGCGUGCCACUUCCAAGUUCUGCGAGUCAGUGACGGCCAGUACGGUUUAAAGAUGUACAGAUUCACUCGUUCGUCGAUGAUGCAGCCAAUGAUGCAAUCCGGCAUGGGAAUGGCCCCCUUUUUCAAGGUGACCGUGUUCGAGCAGGAGCACUUCCAGGGCAAGUGCCAGGAGUUCACCUCGGAAUGCUGCAACAUCCAGGACUGUGGCUUUGACAACAUCCGCUCCAUCCGCGUGGAGUGUGGAUCCUGGGUGGGUUAUGAGCACCACGACUUCGAGGGCCAGCAGUUCAUCCUGGAGAGGGGUGAGUACCCUCACUGGGACGCCUACAGCGGAAACCUGUCCUACCACAUAGAGAGGCUCAUGUCCUUGAGACCCAUCUACUGCGCUUCUCACCAGAGCAGUCGCAUGAUGAUCUUUGAGAAGGAGAACUUCCUGGGUCGCAGCGUGGAGAUCUGUGAUGACUACCCCUCUCUCCAGGCCAUGGGCUGGUGUGGAACUGAGGUCGGCUCCAUGCACGUGCAGUGUGGCGCGUUUGUGUGUUACGAGUUCUCUGGCUACAGAGGCAGACAGUACAUCAUGGAGUGUGAGAGACACAGUGGAGACUACCAGCACUGGAGGAACUGGGGCUCUCACAGUCAGACCCCUCAGAUCCAGUCUAUCCGCAGAAUCCAGCAUUAAGGACCUCGCAACGCCCGCAAACCCGCCCAGCACCACUGAGACCCCCCCCCACACACACACAGACACACACAAACACACACACACACACUCAUCACACUCAUUCAGCUACUCCAAGCCAGUCUUUUUACUCCUUGCAGAGAAAAGAAACCACCUUCAUUCACACCUGCAUUUCUAUACUGUUAAGACGUCUGGAACUGACUAACCUUGCCCCGCGCGCACACUCGCGACUGAGCCACUCUGACAGAGGGUUCCAUCCAAUCGGUACAGACUAGACCACACCCCCCUUUAUGUGAUUUGUCAAGGGGUGGGGGCGUGGCAGUGGAGACCCAUCCCUCUGCUGGUCCAGUUUAGGUGUGCAGGGGGAUGAGAUCAUUAUGAAGCUAAUCAUAAUAUGGAAAAAAUAAACUUAUGUGCACUUCAGUACUUCA
This is a messenger RNA of Sardina pilchardus (European sardine), 1146 nucleotides long. It is a transcript of the gene cryba1l1, whose product is annotated as crystallin, beta A1, like 1. Lineage: Eukaryota; Metazoa; Chordata; Actinopteri; Clupeiformes; Clupeidae. The record is from RefSeq and is a predicted model, not a curated record. The transcript has 6 exons. Gene Ontology annotation, biological process: lens development in camera-type eye; visual perception. Gene Ontology annotation, molecular function: structural constituent of eye lens. Bases 92 to 718 code for a protein of 208 amino acids.